ACCUGGAGCGGAGUGACCUUCCCGGGGUGGCUAGUUGCAGAGGCAAUACCACCAGCAGACCGGUAGCUACACACAUCACAGUCCGCAGAACACCAGCCGCAGAAAUGAAUAGCAACUUAGCCGGGGACGAAAUCGGGAAGCUCUUUGUGGGUGGCCUGGACUGGAGUACCACGCAGGAGACAUUACGAAACUAUUUCUCCCAGUAUGGGGAAGUGGUGGACUGCGUCAUUAUGAAAGACAAGACUACAAAUCAGUCGCGCGGCUUUGGGUUUGUGAAGUUCAAAGACCCCAACUGUGUGCGGACAGUGCUAGAGACAAAACCUCAUAACCUGGAUGGUAGAAAUAUUGACCCAAAGCCAUGCACCCCACGGGGAAUGCAGCCUGAAAAGACACGAUCAAAAGAUGGCUGGAAGGGAAGCAAAAGUGACAGCAAUAAAUCCAAGAAAAUAUUUGUUGGCGGGAUCCCUCACAACUGUGGCGAGCCUGAACUCAGGGACUAUUUCAGUAGAUUUGGAGUGGUAACAGAAGUGGUAAUGAUCUAUGAUGCGGAGAAACAGAGGCCGCGAGGUUUUGGAUUUAUUACUUUCGAGGCCGAACAAUCAGUGGACCAGGCUGUCAACAUGCAUUUUCACGACAUCAUGGGCAAAAAAGUGGAAGUGAAGAAGGCGGAGCCAAGGGACAGCAAGGCCCCUGGGCCCGGCCAGCCUGGAGCCAGCCAAUGGGGACAUAGGGGCAUCUUGAGCACAGCCAAUGGCUGGUCGGCGCCACCGGCCCCGGCCUGGCAGCAGAGCUAUGGGCCUCAGGGAGUUUGGGUGUCCACAGGCCAGCCAAUAGGAGGCUACGGCCCCCCCCUGCCUGCCAGCCGAGGAGCCCCCGCCCAGCCCCCCUCGCCCUUCAACGCGUUCCUGGUCACGGCCACCCCCACAGCCGGCUUCGGGCCACCUCAGGGAUAUCCACAGCAGGGGUACGCCACACCCCCCCAAUUUGGGUACAGUUUUGGUACCCCUCAAGGUGAGCAGUUCGCCCCGCCAGGAGUGCCUCCCCCUCCCACCACGCCUGGCACGGGGCCCCUGGGGUUCGCUCCGGCCACCCCCCCGACUCAGGACUUGAGCAAGGCCCCCGCGGGGCAGCCCGACUUCCCCUACAGCCAGUACGGCUUGGGUAGCUAUCCUCAGGACCCCUCUGCCUACGGACCCACGCGUCCUUCUCACAGUUAUGGUCAGGAUGAGCAGGGAUAUAGUGCAGGCUAUGGGCAGGACCUGAGUGGGUUUGGGCAGACGUUUGCAGACCCUAGCCAGCAGACCCCUUCGUACGGGGCCCCCACAGCACAAGCUCCGGCGGGGCCCCAGCCCACAGCCAGCACCUUCGGCCGCGGACAGAACCACAACGUACAGGGCUUCCACCCGUACCGGCGCUGAGACCCCCACCUGCACCGGAACGCAGCACCCAACAGUCAGGGAAAUAUCCAUUCUGUUCACGAGCAAAACUGGAUUUCUGGUGUGAUGGUUAACUGAACAGAGACGCACACACACACACACACACACACACACACUCUCACUGACACUCACCCACACACUCGCACACACACACAUACAUACAUACACACACACGCAAAAAAGCACACACACACGAACACGGAGUCACGCAAUAUAAAAGGCAGACUUUUGAAGAACCUUAAUGACGAAAUCUUUUUGUGGACUUUUCCAUGUGUUUUAUGGAGAACUAUUUAUGAACUAUUUUGCAAUAGAUUUUGACUGUGGUCAAAUGUCGGCACAGAUAAAAUAUGCUAUAUAUAUAAAAUGACACAGGGUCUCCAGUUUCUCUUCAGCUUUAAUUCUAGGGAAAAAGAAUUGUACUUCAGGUUUUUAUUUUUCAUUUUGUGAAUUCUUUUUUUUUUUUUUUUUUUUUUUUUUUACUUUCUGAGCCUUUUCACAUUUGUUUUAAGAUUUAAGUUUAAAAGUAGAAAUAUAUAUUAUACAAUUAAACUGUGCAAUUUUUUAAAGAGAAUUUUGUACUAUAAAAUGUACGCUUUGCUUGUUUUUUUUAUUUAAAGAUGUAGAUUCCCCUCAGGUGGCUGUUUUAGUGCAUUUUGCACUUAUACAAAACAGAAUGGAAAAUCCAUUUCAAAUAAAAAAGAAAAAAGAAAAAAUAUAUGUAAGUUCA
Molecule: messenger RNA, 2163 nt
Organism: Conger conger (European conger)
Lineage: Eukaryota; Metazoa; Chordata; Actinopteri; Anguilliformes; Congridae
Gene: dazap1
Product: DAZ associated protein 1
Exons: 13
Coding region: 105-1418 (437 amino acids)
Cellular component (GO): cytoplasm
Molecular function (GO): RNA binding
Source: RefSeq, a predicted model, not a curated record